AUGGUGAAAAGACACCAUAAUGAAAGCUUGGUUGCGCAGAAGGAAAGCAAAAAGCCGAAGGGAAAUAUCGAAAAACUUCUAUCCAUCGAAUCAGCUGCGAAGAGAAGUAAUAGCAUCCCGAAAUCGAGAUCAGCUUGCAAGAGAUGCAGGUCUAAGAAAACCAAAUGCGAUCAAAAACUUCCGAGCUGUGGAAAAUGUACAAAACUAAACACUCCCUGUAUAUCAGUGGAUCCAGCCACCGGUGAAGAUGUACCCCGAUCCUAUAUUUUAUUUCUGGAGGAUAGAGUUUCUACAAUGGCUAGGGCGCUACUUGAUAAUAACAUUGAUCCCUGGAAGAUAUCUUUCAACGUACCCGGGAAAGAAGACGAUCCGCCAUAUAGGGAACAAUAUUUACAGGGUGAAGCUAUAAAUGACACUAUUUUGGGAAGGUUUUUAGUUAGAAGGGGAGAAGAAUUGAUUCAGGAUGUACCUAAAGUGAAAAAUGAAACUUCUCAGGAGUUUUUGAACCAUGAAACAUCUGAUUCCCAUAAUAUGUCCGAGAGAGGGUCUGCAGCUGAAUAUCCCAGAAAACGACUUGAACUUGAAGAAUCGAAUAACAAUAUAUCCCAGUUGGCAUCGAUGGAAGUACAGUCUGCAGAUUCAUUUCUUGGGGAUUCAUCUGGUAUAUCAUUUGCCAAAUUGGUAUUUACAGCGGCAAAUUUUUCACCUGAACUAAUGGUGAUCGAUCCUGAUAAUUCAAUUGAAAGUAAGGAAACGCAACUGAUUCAGUACAAAUAUAUCGAGACUGCGAAAGAGUUUGACUCUUGUCAACUUCCCAGUCGGGAAGAAGCAGAAAAACUGAUCAUGAGAUUUUUCAUCGACACAAAUUCUCAGCUACCGAUCUUUCAUCGCGAGUAUUUUCUGAAGAAGUAUUUUGAGCCGAUAUAUGGCAGCUGGAAUGGGCACCUGUCACUAGCAUCUGAUAAUACCAAAAUCAAUACUGCUUUUGAACUCCCAAAAAAUUUAUACACGACUCCAGAUAAUAAUGGCGAUGCGGAUUUGUUCGACCUUUCGAAACCCUGGCACCAACCUUACUUGAACUACAACGGAAGUAAAAAGUCAAACAACAAGAUAAAAGUACCAGCGAGGUUUGAGAUUCCUAUUUGUUUUUUUUUGAAUUAUUUGUUGUUUGCUAUAGGCCACACAACGCAGGUUUUAAAUGCCGAUGCUGUUAAGGUGGCCACUUUUAAAAGAUGUGCCCAAUCUUAUAGCGACUCUCUUUUUGCAACCACCGACCGACUGGAGGGAUUAUCUGGAACGUUGCUUCUUGCCAUAUACUCCUUGAUGAGACCGAAUGUACCCGGUGUAUGGUAUAUCAUGGGAUCCGUCUUGAGACUGACAGUUGAUUUAGGUUUACACACCGAGAAAUUGAAUCGAAACUACGACCCUUUCACCAGAGAGUUAAGAAGGAGGCUUUUCUGGUGUGUCUACUCGCUGGAUAGGCAGAUCUGUUCGUAUUUCGGAAGACCUUUUGGUAUUCCAGAGGAGAGUAUUACCACACGCUUCCCGAGCAUGUUGGACGACUCCAGCAUACUGUCGAAUGACCCGGCAGUGGACGACUACUCGGAUAACUCAGAGAUAAGUGGCUCAUCAAAAGUAGUAGCCACUGCGAUGUUCAAGAUACGAAAAAUACAGGCGUGCGUCGUAAAGGUCCUAUAUGCACCCCAUGCCGAACUGCCUCGUCAAUAUUUUAAUUUAGAGGAUUGGAGGACUGUGGUGAGCGCUGAUUUGGACCAUUGGUACAAAGUCGAAGUACCCAAAUCUUUCGAAAAUAUGAACUGUCAGUUUAACACCUACCUUUUCGACUUGAACUAUCACUACACGAAAAAUAUCCUGUAUGGUCUUUCACCAAAAUGUCCAACGCUAAAUGAGCAAGCUUUCCAGACUGUUUUCUCGAGCACAAAGGGUACCAUUGACGUGUUCCACGAUUUGAGGGUAACGAGAAAGCUAAGCUACACUUGGGUGGCUGUGCACAACAUGUUUAUGACAGGGAUGACGUACCUGUACGUGAUAUAUUACUAUUCUGGGAAAUCGAUAGACGAGUCCAGGGAAACGGUUGGAGAGUACACGGGGAAAGUUCUCAACGUCCUAAAAGAUCUGGUGGGGACAUGUGAGACGGCUAAAAACUGCCAUAAUACUUUCAAAGUGCUGUGCGCUGCUGUCAUCAGGUUGAGAUAUGGUGAUGAUGAGAUAUCUGGAACUGAUGUCAUUUUCGAGCAGUCCUGUGACGAAGAAAACCUUGAUUCGACGAACACUCUAUCGAAUGCAAUCAAUUUCUCGCUUGAUCAAUUCUUUAACGAGCUCGGAAGACUGGACAAUAUCGAUACUUCAAACCAUGUGAAGAAACCCACAGAGGACGCUACAGACGACCACAACACUACAGGUGACACGUCACCGUACAUACUAAAUCCCAUGAUGGGUCCAGCGGCAACGUCAAGCUCCGCUCUACCAAACGAAUCGAGAGAAACGGCACCACUACAGAAUUGCAAGAACUCCGUCUUCGAGAAGGAUAUGUCGGACCUGCUGUACCAAGUAACUUCCCAGUCUGUAUGGGAUGAACUCUUCCUCAAAAACGGGCCAGAAGAGACCCCGAACGGCCGCACAGGUAACGAGUUCAUGCUGCUCUGA
Messenger RNA from Huiozyma naganishii CBS 8797, 2667 nucleotides. It is a transcript of the gene PPR1, whose product is annotated as Ppr1p. Gene Ontology annotation, molecular function: DNA-binding transcription factor activity, RNA polymerase II-specific; sequence-specific DNA binding; zinc ion binding. Lineage: Eukaryota; Fungi; Ascomycota; Saccharomycetes; Saccharomycetales; Saccharomycetaceae. The record is from RefSeq and is a predicted model, not a curated record. Gene Ontology annotation, biological process: positive regulation of transcription by RNA polymerase II; DNA-templated transcription. Bases 1 to 2667 code for a protein of 888 amino acids. The transcript has a single exon.